Messenger RNA from Cryptomeria japonica (Japanese cedar), 3275 nucleotides. RefSeq names its product putative receptor-like protein kinase At3g47110. Gene Ontology annotation, molecular function: protein binding; ATP binding; protein kinase activity. Bases 72 to 3224 code for a protein of 1050 amino acids. Gene Ontology annotation, biological process: protein phosphorylation. The transcript is spliced from 2 exons. NCBI's taxonomy places the organism in Eukaryota, Viridiplantae, Streptophyta, Pinopsida, Cupressales, Cupressaceae. The record is from RefSeq and is a predicted model, not a curated record.
CCGUGCUUCAUGGCCGCUCCGACGUAAGUUGGAUAUUUCUAAAGUAGCCUUGAAGGAUUUUCAACUGCACAAUGAGCGCUCCAUUUUUCUUCAUUGUACUUGUCUAUGCUAUUCUUCCUUGCGCUGUUGAGUCCUCCCGUUCCAUGCAUCCCCACACAAGCAAUGCUACCGAUGAGCAGGCUCUGUUGGCAUUCAAGUCCGGAAUCGAGUAUGAUCAAUUCGAUUCAUUCGCAACAUGGACUUCCAACGUCUCAUUCUGCAACUGGAAAGGGAUCUCCUGUUCUCGCCGCAGGGAAAGGGUUGUCUCUCUCAAUCUCUCCACCGUGGGUUUGGUAGGUACCAUCUCCCCUUCUCUCGGCAAUCUUUCAUUUCUUAGGAUUCUUGACCUCGGUAUUAAUAACCUUCGUGGUCAUAUUCCCUAUCAGUUAGGAAGCCUCUCUCGCUUACAGAUCCUUUACUUAGACACAAACCAGCUGGAUGGUUUAAUUCCUUCUACUCUUUGUGCCUGCCAUAGUAUAGCUGCUUUAUCUCUUGUAGAAAACCAUUUGGAUGGAGGGAUUCCUUCAGCUCUGGGUUUUCUCCCAAAUUUAUCAUUCCUUCAGCUUGGUCGAAACAAUUUGACAGGUACAAUUCCCAACACCCUGGGGAACAUAUCCUCUUUAAACUAUUUAGAUUUAUCUGAGAACAACCUUGAGGGGUCUAUUCCUCGGGAACUGGGUAUGCUUUCUCAACUCGGUUUCUUGAUUUUGCAAAUGAACCAUUUUACCGGAGGAAUUCCAUCCUCCUUAUCAAAUUGCACUUCCCUGCAGGCAAUAAGCGUCGCUGGAAAUUACUUAUCUGGCGAAAUUCCAACGAUGUUGUUCUCUCAGACUAUACUGUUGAGAGAAUUGUAUUUGGAUAUUAAUAAUUUCACCGGCAGGAUUCCUAUCACCCUCUUCAAUUGUUCGCAACUUCAAAUUGUCGAUCUAGCCACAAACCGACUGAGUGGAAUAGUGUCCUCGGAAUUAGGAAAGUUGCAGAGUCUUACGCGACUUUAUUUGUUGGGUAAUCAGUUUAUUAGUGGUAGCACCACAAGCUUACCCUUUCUUACUGCUCUUAUUAAUUGUUCUUUUCUUAGAGAAAUAGUGCUUACAGAUAAUCAUUUCACCGGUCGCAUACCCUCAUCUGUGGGACAGCUUUCUACGAGUCUAGAAACGUUCUACUUGGACCUCAACAAAAUAACAGGAGAAAUUCCAUCGCAGAUUGGGAACCUCACCAAUUUAGCUGAACUCUCUUUAGAUAGAAAUCUUUUGACAGGUGAGAUUCCUUCUGCAAUCGGUAGGCUUCAAAGGUUGGAGAGGCUAUACUUGGGUGGCAAUAAAUUACAAGGAAACAUCCCAAUGGAGAUUGGUCAGCUAAAGAACCUAGGGUUUCUAGCUCUUCUAUAUAAUAAGAUUUCUGGAAAUAUUCCAGACUCUCUCGCCCGCCUCCAGCAGAUAAGAUAUCUGUACCUUCAUGGCAAUGAGUUAACAGGGACUAUUCCCGCAGAUUUAGGUGAAUGCAGAAAGUUGGAAGAACUUGAUCUCUCACACAACAAGCUCCAUGGGCACAUACCUUCACAGGUGGCAGGACUUCCAAAUUUACUUUUAUCCUUCAACCUUUCAAAUAAUUUGUUGGAGGGCUCCCUGCCAUCAGAACUUGGCAAGAUGGAUAAAGUUCAAAGUUUAGAUAUUUCAGCAAAUCAAAUAACAAGCCAUAUUCCAAAUACAAUAGGAGAUUGUGUAGCACUUGAAUACCUGAAUUUUUCUUGUAAUAAACUUGAAGGUCCAAUUCCAAAUUCUCUAGAGAAACUUCUAAAUCUCAAAGGCUUAGAUUUAUCCUCCAACAAUUUGUCCGGAAGGAUACCAAUGACCUUGGAAAAGCUUAAAGCGCUUCAGCAUCUUAACUUGUCUAUAAACAAGUUGUCAGGUGAAGUCCCAAAAGGUGGCGUUUUCAAAAAGCUUAAUGCAACGUCAUUUACUACAAAUCUUGGCCUAUGUGGACCUUGGGUAAUGUUACCACCAUGCUCUGCUCCCAAACAUACAAGUCUUAGGCAUCUAAAAAGUGUGUUCAUACCCAUUGGGGCUGCAGUGUUCGUCAUAUGUUGUGUGGUCAUAUUUUUCUUGUGGAGAUGCUACUACAAAACACGGUCUAAGACCUUGAAACCCUUUGAAGUUGGCCCUCAGAAAAUUUCAUUUCAAGAACUUCUCACUGCAACUGAUGAAUUUAAUGAGGCCAACUUAUUAGGAGUUGGUAGCUUUGGAAAAGUGUUCAGAGGGGUUCUAAAAGAUGGCACAAUGGUUGCUAUCAAAGUUCUUAAUAUCCUGGAUGAAUAUGCAAGGAAAAGUUUUGAUAGAGAAUGCAAUGUUUUAAGGAGAGUUCGGCAUAGAAAUCUUCUUAAAAUCAUUACCUCUUAUUCAGAUCCAGAUGUGAAAGCCUUGAUAUUUCCUCUUGUGGCAAAUGGUAGCCUGGACAAGUUAUUGUAUCCCGUAGUCGAAGAAAGUUCUCAAGGUCAACUGUGUCGCUUGGAUUUCAUUCAGAGGCUGAGCAUAGCAUUGGAUAUUGCAGGGGCCAUGGAAUACCUUCAUCACCGAUGUUUUGUGCAAGUCAUCCAUUGUGACCUAAAGCCCAGUAAUGUGCUUCUUGGGGAGGACAUGACCGCUUAUUUGAUAGAUUUUGGCAUUUCAAGAUUGUGCCUGGGAAAGUCUAUGGAUUCAUACACUUCUACGCAUACCCUAAAAGGAUCCAUUGGAUACAUUGCUCCAGAAUAUGGAGUGAGUGGACGUGUUACUACAAAAGGAGAUGUUUACAGCUAUGGAAUAAUGUUAUUAGAGAUGAUGACUGGAAAGAAACCAACCAGCAGCAUAUUCGUAGAAGGUAUGAACCUGCAUAAGUGGGUAAGCAGAUGCUUUCCAGAUACAAUAGAAGAAGUGAUUGACAACUAUUUGCUGAGUGGUACCCUGAGCAAUGAUGAAAACAAGGUAUUGAAUUGCCUCAGGCAACUCAUCUGUGUGGGUUUGCUUUGUACAAAAGAAUCCCCUGAAGAACGACCAAGUAUGAUUGACACUGUGAAAAUAUUGCAUAUUAUCAAAGAUAGUUUUCUUGGAGUUGUUCCAAUUACAGCAUUUCAAUUAGAUUUAUCAUCGUUGCUAAGUAGCAGAAAUGUUGGUGGCAAUGAUGAUGAAAGCCGAAGUUCUUCAUUCUGAACAGAGAAAUUAGAAAAGAAACAGAAUUCUUGCACCUUUCAAUAGUUUGAA